This is a messenger RNA of Morus notabilis, 1904 nucleotides long. Its product is annotated as zinc-finger homeodomain protein 6. The record is from RefSeq and is a predicted model, not a curated record. The transcript has 3 exons. Gene Ontology annotation, biological process: regulation of developmental process; regulation of DNA-templated transcription. Gene Ontology annotation, molecular function: transcription cis-regulatory region binding; DNA-binding transcription factor activity. NCBI's taxonomy places the organism in Eukaryota, Viridiplantae, Streptophyta, Magnoliopsida, Rosales, Moraceae. Gene Ontology annotation, cellular component: nucleus. Bases 807 to 1742 code for a protein of 311 amino acids.
AUAUAUAUAUGUAUUUGCGGGGGUUUUAUUAGGGUUUCAUAGAGUGGAGAAAAAUAAGGGGCAAUAAUUAGUAACUGGACCAGAGUGCAGGCUGUGGGAGAGGACUAACAUGAGCCUGUCGGUUGUUCUAGAAAGAUCAGUACCACUGUUCUCCUCUCAUCGCUCACUAUGAGUGUAUGCGUAAUAUCCAACCCAAAAAACUUGUUCCUUCGAUGGAUGGAUUUUAUGGGGUUGGAUGGGUGAAACAAACUUCCCCCUUCGCUUGUGUUUUGCUCUCUUUGCUGGUGCAAUUACAGCUUUGUCUCCUUAACUUAUCAGAAUUAAUCUCCCUUUACUUUGAUCCAAAUCCAAUCCCAUCCAUCUCUAAAACACUCGCUUAAUUACGUCUUGGGAAGCUGGGUUGAAAUCAGUGGACGUUUGGUGGGUGAGCACCCAAAAAUGUCAAAAUCAAAAUAAGAGAGAAAAAGAAUACUAAUCCUCCGUUAGCCAGUGAUUAAAUCUUUGAUUAGAGGAGAGAAAUUAGAUAUUGUCUAGCUAGGGGAGGAGAGGAAUUAUUAGGGUUGAGAAAGAAAUGAAAUUGCAGAAAAAAUCACUUAGUUAUAGCUACCUUAUAAAGAACUAGAAAUCAUGAAAAAAAUCUUUUAGUGAAGAGAAAAUAAUAUUUUGGUGAAGAGAAAAAAAAAAAAAAAAAGAAGAAAAGGGUAUUAUAGCAGGAUGAGAUCAAGGUCAAGAGAAGUUGCGAUAAUAGAGACGAGAAGAUUUAAUGGAAGUACUGAUGAGAGGGCGAGAUAAAAGAAAUUAUAGGGAUGAUGAGAAGUAAUAGUACUCUUGAUUAUAGCUCACCCAAUAGGGAUUCUUCUUCCAAGCUUUCUUCUUCACCCAGAGAUCACCACCAAAUAAACCAUGGCAACACCACUUUCAAUCCAGCUCCAAACCAAACCCUAGACCACCUUUCCUAUCAACCAAACAAACCCAGAAGGGAAAAUAUUAGCAAUCCUGAUCCAAACCCCAAUACAAAUCCAGAUCCAAUCACACCAAUUGCGCCGGUCAACGCCGUGAGAUACCGGGAAUGUUUGAGGAAUCAUGCCGCGAGCAAAGGCGGCCACGUGCUCGACGGCUGCGGAGAGUUCAUGCCGAGCGGGGACGACGGCACGGAGGAGGCGCUGAAAUGCGCGGCUUGCGAAUGCCACCGCAACUUCCACCGGAAAGAGAUCGACGGCGAGUCCCAGUACAAUCCCAAUCACAAGCUGUCAAGAAAUAGUAACAAUAAUAAUUCAGUAGUGCUGCCUCAACAUUAUCUUCCUCCUCCUCCUCCUACAGUGCUGCCUAAUCACAAUCCUCAUCACCACUACAACCAUCGUAAUCAUCACAAUUCUGAUCAUCCUCAAUAUCCAGUGCAUCACCACCGCCGUCCGAUUGCGGCACCGGUGAUGAUGGCCUUUGGCGGGGCUGAGUCGUCGAGCGAGGAUCUGCACAUGUUUGAUCACGAUCAUAACAUCAACCAGUCGAAGGCGGCCGCGGCAGUUCAGCACGCCGGGGAGUCGAAGAAGCGGUUUCGGACGAAAUUCAAUCAGGAGCAGAAGGAGAAGAUGAUGGAGUUGGCGGAGAAGCUCGGAUGGAGGAUCCAGAAGCAUGACGACCAGGAGGUUCAGCGGUUUUGCUCCGAAGUUGGUGUCAAACGACAGGUUUUCAAGGUUUGGAUGCAUAAUAAUAAGCAGGCCAUGAAGAAGAAGCAAGUGUAAGGAUGUUAGGAAUUUGAUGAAAACUAGAUAUACUUGAUUCAUGAUGGUGAUAAUGUUGUGAUUAAUUAAUUGUUAAUUAGUUGUACUUAAAGAAGAUGAUAGCUAGAUAUAUUUUGUAGUGAAUAAUUAGAGAUGGAACAUUUUCUUUUUUUUUUUUUUUUU